GGCGUGCCUCAGGCGGCUAGGUCACGCAGGUAGGGGGCGUGGUUACAUCGCUCACCUGGCGGGCAGGUAAAGGCGGUUUUGACCGGAACCGGAAACAGGCGAGAAACGAGAGACCCGGAAAAUACCGUAACCGACCCCGCUGUUGUUCCCCCUCCUCCCCUUCCCCAACACCGGCUGCGAGAAAAGGCAAUGUGAGAGGAGUGUAUGUGUGUGAAUUAGGCGAUGGGGAGCGGGGGGUUGGUGUUAGGAAGGAGAGGUUUUACAAGUAAAGAAAUGCCAGGACCCUAUCCUUUGCCCACCCCCCGGGGCGGCCGGGAGGAUCCCACAGUACACUUUUCACCUCCCCGUCGCAGUUUGCCAGGAAAAAAUGCCAAUGACUUACGGCAGCAGCGAAAAAGUACCAGUGAAGAUAUUAUAUUUGUAUCUGGCUCUGCUGAAACGUCCCCUGAAGAGUCACAAUGCUGUCCCCAACUUUACAGUGCUUGGACUACAUACAAAAGUGUUUUGUGUUAUAUAUUGUCCUGCAGCCGCUGUUCACAGAAGGAUCCUGAGGAAUACACCCCCUGCACUGUGGAAAUUUCAGAGGGUGGCUCUCACAAUGGUCACCCCGCAGGUAGUCCACCUCAGCGGCGUGAUGGUGAAAGAAAUAAAAAGGUAGGUCUGGGUAACAGUUUCAGUUACCCAGACCUUAAACUCAAGGGGGUACCUGUGUUCAACAAGGCCUGCACUACUACUACAGACAUUGAGGCUUCUAAAGAUCCACCUGCCCCACCUCCAGUACCCCGCAACUCAGCAGGGGAAGACUAUUUGCCACGAGACUCUGAUCCUGAUCUCUCCCGAUGGAGUGGCUCUAUGUCCAGUCAAGAGAUAGAUGUGCUAAUCUGGCAAAAGCUGACUGAGCUGUUUAGUUUCCAUCAAAUUGAUGAGCUGGCACGGUGCACUUCUGAAACAGUCUUUCUCGAGAAGAGUAGUCAAAUUACAGAGCUAAUAAGCAGCCUAACGCAGGACUACCAGUUGGAGGAACAGGAUGCUGAAUGCCGACUUGUUCGAGGUAUUAUCCGUAUAAGCACCCGCAAGACUCGGACACGAAAAAGUAAUUCUCGUGGAGGGCAGCAACAAAACAGUCGGAGUGGUGGCAAGGCACCAGACAGUGGAAAUGAAUCCAUGCAGGAGUCUGGACUUACCAGCCAAGAUGAUUUGGAUGUGAAGAUUUCAGAAGAAACCAGCUACGACGUUCUAGCACGGAACAUGAGAAAAUACAGUUCCCCAGGUUCUUCUUUCCUGAAGGAUGAUUCAUUGCAGGACACAGAGACAGAUUCCUCAGGGACACCAUUGCUGAAAGUCUCCUGUUGAUCAUUUGCAAAGAGGGAAAAAAAAUCUACAGUUGAGUUGGAUGCAACUUGCUCUUGAUACCAGGAUGCUGCUGUCAUUUACUUAUAGUGCACCUUGGCAGGCAAUGACUGUGUGAUCCUUUUAAUAACGCAGGAUUACCUUUUGCUCUGAACCUGCUACCUUCACUUUUGAGCUUCAGAUUGUGUGGAAUGUUUUGGUUUUUUUUUGUUGGGAGCUGGUAAAAUGGUGGUUUAUUUAAAUACCAGUCUUGGAUAUUCUCUCAUUUUAAAGACACUUUGUUAUAAAAUAUCCUAAGUUUUUUUUUUUUUGGAGAUUGAGUAAGGAAAGUUUUCUGCUGCAUCUUUAUCUUUUGUAUGCUCAACCCAACUAUAUAAUUAGGAAUAU
Molecule: messenger RNA, 1737 nt
Organism: Pelobates fuscus (common spadefoot toad)
Lineage: Eukaryota; Metazoa; Chordata; Amphibia; Anura; Pelobatidae
Gene: KDF1
Product: keratinocyte differentiation factor 1
Exons: 4
Coding region: 223-1353 (376 amino acids)
Biological process (GO): keratinocyte development; regulation of epidermal cell division
Cellular component (GO): cell junction
Source: RefSeq, a predicted model, not a curated record